AUGGUGAGAGACAGCUUCGAUUUUUAUCUAGACCACGGGUUCUAUGGUGGUUGCUGCUCCCAGGCCAGGGGUAGUGGCUUAGACUUCCUGUUCAUAUGGUGCCCUGUCACCAUUAGCUUUUGCCUUCUGCUCUGGGUAGCUGUAGCUAAUUUAUCUUCCUCUUGGAGAGGGGCCCAGGGUGUCGGCCAGGACCCGCCUGCUGCUCCUCCCACCAUGGUCCCGGACUCCCGGAACUGGGAGGGAUCGUUGGGAGGAGCCUGGGCGGAGGGGGGGCGCGGGGUAGUAGCCAACCCCGACCGUCUCCAGGAGACCCCAGAGGCCCCGUGGAGGCGAAGGCCGGACUGCCCGGGGCCACUGCCAGCCAGGCGCGUCCCGGGGUGCCUGGGGUGUGUUUACAUUGAAGAAGUUCUAAGUAAAUGGAAAGGAGAUUAUGAUAAACUGGAGCGCAACCACACUUACAUUCAAUGGCUUUUCCCCCUGAGAGAACAAGGCUUGAACUUUUAUGCUAAAGAAUUAACUACAUAUGAAAUUGAGGAAUUCAAAAAAACAAAAGAAGCAAUUCGAAGAUUCCUUCUGGCUUACAAAAUGAUGUUAGAAUUUUUUGGCAUAAAAUUGAUUGAUAAAACUGGAAAUGUUGCUCGGGCUGUUAACUGGCAGGAAAGAUUUCAGCAUUUGAAUGAGUCCCAACAUAACUAUUUAAGAAUCACCCGUAUUCUUAAAAGCCUUGGUGAGCUUGGAUAUGAAAGUUUUAAAUCUCCUCUAGUAAAAUUUAUUCUUCAUGAGGCUCUUGUGGAAAAUACAAUUCCCAAUAUUAAACAAAGUGCUCUGGAGUAUUUUGUUUAUACAAUUAGAGACAGAAGAGAAAGAAGAAAGCUCCUGCGGUUUGCCCAGAAACAUUAUAUGCCUUCAGAGAAUUUUAUCUGGGGACCACCUAGGAAAGAACAAUCAGAGGGAAGCAAAGCCCAGAAAAUGCCUCCUCCUCUAGCCUCUAGUCAAAACAGUCAAAGUUCUAUGCACAAGAAAUCCAAGGACUCCAAAAAUUCCUCCACAGCUGUUCAUUUAAAUAGCAAGACAGUGGAAGAAAAAAAAGAGCCAGGGCUAGAAACAGACAGGCCCAGUCCAGAACCCAGCAAUGAAGCUGCCAAGUCAGGACACACAGACAAGGACAGUAAUGCUGAAAAUUCACAUUCUCAGCCUGAGAAAAUAGCCACCAAUUCUGCAGAAUUAAAGGAAAAUGGAUCUCCUUCAGGAAAAGAUGAAGAAGGCGAAAGUCAUAUUCUAGACUGUGACAAUCCUACAGAUUCCAGUAGCCAGGAUGAGGUACUAGUACAGUGAAUCAUUAGAAAACCACAGACAGGCCCAUUUAAGUUAAGGGGAUAGAGAAAGCACUAUCUAAAAUUUAUUCUAAAGAACAGAGAGGAGGUCAUGUUUCAAAUAUUCACCUUCUGUUUGUGAUUUUUGUUGUAUUUUGUGUCUUUAUUUAAAUCUUGGAUGACAGAUUAAGAUACUUAACAAGAAGUUUUAAGACCAGAUCCAAUAAAAUGAAUGUAUUCUCUAAUGGUUUUAAGGA
Messenger RNA from Dipodomys ordii (Ord's kangaroo rat), 1570 nucleotides. Its product is annotated as opioid growth factor receptor-like protein 1. The transcript has 5 exons. Gene Ontology annotation, cellular component: membrane. Bases 1 to 1335 code for a protein of 444 amino acids. The record is from RefSeq and is a predicted model, not a curated record. NCBI's taxonomy places the organism in Eukaryota, Metazoa, Chordata, Mammalia, Rodentia, Heteromyidae. Gene Ontology annotation, molecular function: opioid growth factor receptor activity.